This is a messenger RNA of Necator americanus (New World hookworm), 414 nucleotides long. RefSeq lists its product as uncharacterized. The transcript has a single exon. Lineage: Eukaryota; Metazoa; Nematoda; Chromadorea; Rhabditida; Ancylostomatidae. Bases 1 to 414 code for a protein of 137 amino acids. The record is from RefSeq and is a predicted model, not a curated record.
AUGGAAAAAUUGCCGCGUCGUCGUCAGCGAGAACCGUUCAAUGAUCGUGUGGCGCUCGUUCACAUGCAUUUCUCAGCCGCGAUCGACUCCACCACCGUUCCUUCUUUGCGCCCAUCCACAUUUCCAUCCGACAACGACGACGCCGACAUCAACGUUAUUUGUGUGUCUGCCUCUGCAACAAGCACUUCGGUCAUAGUUCGUUCAAUAGCGGCGCCGCACAUCGCUUCUGUUGGACCGGUUCCUGACGCGCCCGGGCACGGCACGACGCCAGUUUCGAAUCCGUCGCCGACGACGACGUCGUCGCCAUCAUCGCCGCCGUCGCCGCGACCAACGCCUAGCCGAGCCAAGCUCCCCAAUCCGGAUUCUCCGCCGAGAUCGCCCCUAGCGAUCAGUCAAGCAUUGGCGAUCAAUUGA